CUUUUGGUAGAUACUUGUUGUUGUUGGUUCUUUGUUUCACCCUUACUUACCACACGUAGCACACGCCCACAAUUUGUGGCGUGCGCAACCAAAAAAGGCAUCAAAACGACUUACUCCAUAAUGAAGAUGAGCUCGCCGAGGAUCAUGCAGCAGCAGCAUCAGAAACGGAGUAGUAAAUCCUCAAAUUCCUCACGGGUCUCAAUGACCACCUCAACGGCUGAGGAGAAUCUAAUUGAAUCGAAACUCUUCAGUUGGAUGAGACUUUUCCGUUUUGCCUCAUUGCUAUGUCGUGCCGAGUAGAUGGAAGAUGGACAAAAUCCAAAAAAAAAAAAUGGGAUGUAAAUCCAAAAAAAAAAACAUUAAAAAAAGAGAAAACAAAAAAAUUAACACUAUAUUAGAUACUCGUACUAGUUGCUGCUUUUCCAUAACACUUUCUCAAUUUUUUCCCAGCAAUGUAGUUUUUAAGUCAAAAACACAACAAAAUUACACUUUACAUACAUAAAUAGUUACAAAAAUGGAAAAAACAAAAACACAAUCUGUUACAAUUUAAUUUCCAAAUUUUCACAAUUAAGUCAAUUUUUAGUGUAAAUUCUUCUUUCAAGAGGGGAAUUUCUCGCGCCUUUCGUACCUUUUGUAUUGUAAUAAGUCAAAGAUAAAAAAAAACCAACAUUGAAUAGAAAUCAUAAAUGAAAUAUAAAGAAAUUUGCAAUAAAAGCAAAAACAAAAGUUAAUGUAGUUUACUAAUUUUCCAUUUCAUUUAUUUGUUUACUUUUUUUUUGUGAUUUUUGUUCUUUUUUUGUUUCUUAAGUUUUUAAAAAUGAAUAAUUGAAAUACCAACCAUAAAUGCGAAGAGGAUCGCGAGCGAAAGCUUCGAACUUGUAUGAUAAAUAUAUAUUUUUGUAAUUUACCACUAUUUUUUGCGUGUCACAACAGAAAAUGGCAAUUAAAUAGAUAAAUCUACAAAUACAUACAUAUACAUAAAUAAAAAAAAAACAAAUAUAUAUAUAUAUAUUAACUAAAAAUGCAAACUGCAAUACCUAAACAAUAAUAAUACCAUGUAUACAUAUACAUACAUACAUACAUAUUAGAGGAAUAUAUUUACCAUAUACAUAUAUAAAUUAUAUAUAUAAAUAAAUAAAUAGUGUCAAGGAAAACGCUUCAACCUAAACAAAUUCAACAUUCACUCUCAGCAUCUGCAAUAGUUAAUGAAUAAAUUGCAUUUAUUAUAAAACUCCCCCCAAACAAUGUUGCCAAUAAAUCUGCAAUAUGCAAUAAAUAUUUCAUUUGACAAGCCCUUCUCCAACCCAAAAAAGAACAGACAACAACAACUAGUAGAAGAACAAGAAAUUUUAAUUAUUAAUUAGUUAGUAAGCGAAUCCUGUACUAAAAAAUAAAACAAAAAACCAAAAGAAAGCCAACAACAAUUAUUACAACACACACAAACAUCAUACAUAGAGCAAAAAAUGUUGAAGUCUAUGCAAUAAAUCGAUAUCGAGCAAUAAAUAAAGUCUUUAAA
Messenger RNA from Drosophila willistoni, 1516 nucleotides. RefSeq lists its product as uncharacterized. The coding region runs from base 121 to 300 and encodes 59 amino acids. NCBI's taxonomy places the organism in Eukaryota, Metazoa, Arthropoda, Insecta, Diptera, Drosophilidae. The transcript has a single exon. The record is from RefSeq and is a predicted model, not a curated record.